Rana temporaria (common frog) is the source of this 2404-nucleotide messenger RNA. RefSeq names its product major facilitator superfamily domain containing 13A (gene SLC68A1). The transcript has 9 exons. The record is from RefSeq and is a predicted model, not a curated record. The coding region runs from base 436 to 1956 and encodes 506 amino acids. NCBI's taxonomy places the organism in Eukaryota, Metazoa, Chordata, Amphibia, Anura, Ranidae.
UGGCCAGCAAUAUGGUCCGGGGGUUAAGUGGUUAAAGGGGAUGUCCGCCAUCGUACACAUUCUUCAAAAUGAUCUCAGAAAUGUUUCUUAGUGAAACCUGUGAAUAUUUUUUAUUAGCUGUGCUGUAAGGAAGUACACUUGUGUGUCAGCGCGACUUUUUAUUUUUUUUGUUAACGGGAAAUAACUUUGUAGACAUCAGCGGAAAAAAUGCAGUGUAUAUUGUAACAUUGUAGCAAAGUGAUUUCCCCUGCAGUUAGGAGGAAGAUGUUGUGACUUUCAGCUCCUUUUGUUUUUUCACUGGAGAAUUCAGCCUUUUUGGGUCCUAAAGUUUAUUUUUUUCUAUGCUGGAGAGGGGGAUGAGCGCUUUGGUCUAUCGCGGCAUCAGAUGCUAUAGAGGAGCCAGCAUGGACAAUGGCUGUAGCUGAAUAACCUAACAUGGGUUUGCGAUUACUUGCUGGGGUUUUCCAUCUCCCCACGGCGGUCCUCUAUGGCUCCUUAUCAUUUUUCCUUUCCGUCCUGCACAAUGUUUUCCUUUUGUAUUAUGUGGACACUUUUGUUUCGGUUUACAAGAUCGACAAGUUGUCUUUCUGGAUUGGAGAGACUGUAUUUUUAAUAUGGAACAGCUUGAACGACCCCUUGUUUGGGUGGUUAAGUGACCGCAUCUUUUUGAGCACAAAACAGUCCAAUGUUGAUAUCUCAACUCCUGAGGUGGUGCUGAAGAGGCUCAAUGCUUUGGGAAGAAAUGGACCAUUGUUUGCACUCUCAUUCCUGGCAUUCUGGGUGUCUUGGGCUCACCCUGGUUUACAGUUCCUCAUCUGUCUCUGCCUGUAUGACAGCUUCCUCACUAUGGUCGAUCUCAACCACAAUGCCUUGCUGGCAGACCUAGCUGUCUCAGCUGUGGAGAGGACUAGACUGAAUUUCCAUUGUUCUCUGUUUAGUGCUAUUGGUUCUCUCUCAGUUUUCGCAUCUUACACUGUGUGGAAUAAGGAAGACUUUUUCUCGUUUCGGAUAUUUUGUGUGAUCUUGGCAGCUGUUUCUGCUCUUGGAUUUACAGUGUCAACAUGGCUGCUUAAACAGCGCUUCCAGACAGGAGGCAGUACUGUCAGUGACCAGGAUCUACUGAAAGAACUGUAUGUGGAGGAAUCCUCGGUUUCGCCUGAGAAAAAUAUAACCCUUCUAGAAUACCUCAGACAGCUGUCCAGACAACGCAACUUCCUUUGGUUUGUCUGUAUGAAUCUGGUGCAGGUUUUUCACUGUCAUUUCAACAGUAAUUUCUUCCCCCUCUUCCUGGAGCAUUUGUUGGCUGACAAAAUCUCAGUUUCUACUGGAUCUUUUCUGCUAGGUAUUUCUUACAUAGCGCCACAUCUAAACAAUAUGUAUUUCCUCUCGCUGUGUCAGAAGUAUGGUGUCUACAGUGUUGUGCGGUGGCUCUUCAUCAUCAAGCUGGUCCUCAGCAUUUUGAUGCUUCUUGCUGGGCCUGACCAGAUAUCCCUACUCUGUAUAUUUAUAGCCAGCAAUCGUGUUUUCACUGAAGGAACCUGUAAGCUGCUGAAUCUGGUCAUCUCAGACCUGGUGGAUGAAGACUUUGUGCUAAAUCGCAGGAAACAGGCCGCCUCGGCAUUGAUGUUUGGCAUGGUUGCUUUGGUUACUAAACCUGGCCAAACUAUUGCCCCUCUUGCGGGCACAUGGUUACUGUGUGUCUAUACAGGAUAUGACAUAUUUCAGCGUGAUGCUUUGAAUAAUAUCAGUACGGAGCCACAGAUGGAUUCCAGCCGAGUUCUGACCACCACUCUGCGCCAAGGAUGCUUCUAUCUCCUUGUUUUCAUCCCAAUUACAUGUGCUCUGCUGCAGCUCUUCACCUGGUCACACUUUACUCUACAUGGAAAACGUCUCAUCACCGUGAAGACUUAUCGCCAGGCUCAAAACGGUGUUCCUCCAGAUGUAAAAACAAUAUGAAGGAGCACCAAAGAGACAUUGCCAAUUUUUGCCUUUUCAUUCUUGGCCAGAACAUGACCACUGACCUCCUUAUUAGUGUACAGUGCACAAAGGUCACGUACUUAUCAUCUGAGAUAUGGUGGAGCUGCUUUUGCUGUUCUCUAUUUGAAAAUGCUAGUUCUCUGGCUGGCUUGGGCAGUCACUGAUCUGGAGCAAGCAUGAACUUGUGACAGCCAGGAAACUAGUGUCUUUUAACUAAAGUCAGGAAAGGGAUCAUUCACAUUUCUCUCUAUUCAGGUUUCUUUUUACAUGCAUUUUCUUUUUUUAAUUUCAAAAGGGACCAACUUAUUCUGUCCUAUGUGUGAUGGAGGCUUUAUUUAAUUGUAGUACCUGACGCCUUCUCACAGUGGAGGUGCUGUGUUUUGUGUUUACCUUAUUCAUUCUUUAAAUGACUUGUGUGCAACACCAA